UCGUCGGCUUAUCCUUGGACGAAAUGUUUGUUGUGUGUGUGUCCAACUAAGGAGAGGCCUCAAAGAGUUCUACAGUAUGUCACAGGCCGUGGGUGACAACAAAAAUAAGGUGUACAAGGUGGUGUUAACAGGAGGACCAUGUGGUGGUAAAACAACUGGCCAGUCACGUUUAAGUUCCUUCUUUGAGAGUAUAGGAUGGCAGGUUUACAGAGCUCCAGAGACCGCUUUUGUACUUAUGAGUGGAGGAGUUAAGUUCACCAAUCUGUCAAAGGACCAGGCUUACAGAUUCCAGGAGAACCUACUGAAGACUAUGGUACAGAUAGAAAACACAUUCUUUGAUCUCGCCAAACAGUCCAAACAAAAUUGUCUCGUUAUUUGUGAUAGAGGCCUCAAGGAUGCUUCAGCUUAUGUGGAGAAAGACGACUGGGAGAGGAUGAAGAGAGAAAAUAAUUGGGAUGAAGUUGAUAUCCGUGACAAUCGUUACAAUCAAAUCAUACACAUGGUGUCGGCCGCCAGUGGAGCGGAACCUUUUUAUACUGUGGCAGGGCAUGCAACCCGACACGAAGACUUAGAAGGUGCUCGCCAGCUCGACAAAAUAACAGCAGCGGCUUGGGUGGGACAUCCAUACUUUGAUGUGAUAGAUAACAGUUCAAACUUUGAGGAGAAAAUAAACCGAAUGAUAUCUGCAGUAUGUAACAGACUGGGGAUAGACGUCCAGGAUCGUCUCAGUUCUAACAGUAGAAAGAGGAAGUUUCUGGUUAAAACAGUGGGGGAUCUAAAGAAUUUCCCACAGUUCCAGGACUUUACUGUACAACAUGACUACCUCGUAACUCCAAGUCGUAAGAUGCAGGCCAGAAUCAGGAAGAGAGGACAGCACAAUUCCUGGACAUAUACUCAUACUAUUAGACGACCAGAAAUUAGCAACGAAAUGGUGGAAUUAAGAAUGGUGAUAUCUAAUAAGGACUACAAGAACCUGUUUGCACAGAGAGAUGAGAGACACUCGUCCAUCUACAAGAAGCGGCGCUGUUUCCUGUGGAACAACCAAUAUUUCCACUUGGACAUGUUUGAGGACACCUGCCCUCCAGAGUGCAAAGGCCUUAUACUCCUUGAAACCUACACAAUAAAAACCGGUGAUGAUCUCCAGUUGCCAGACUUUCUAGAGAUUGAGAAAGAAGUGACCAACAAUCCAAAGUUCUCCAUGUUUAACUUGUCUUUGAAGGAUCCUGCCCAAUUCAAACGGCUACACCUUAGUUCUGUGACCAGUGAUGAUGGACUGUAACAGCUGGUAAUCACUGUUAAAGAGAAGAUAAUUAAUUAAUUAUAUAAGGGAUAUUAUGUAUGUCAUUGUAACAGGGGAGAUAAUUCUGUAUAUCAUUGUAACAUUCCCCCCAGUUUUACCUACCAUGCCUUGAUGUUGUCAGUGUGGUUUACACUUCCUGACCUGUCUUUGAAUGAAUCAGUCUAGAAUUAUAAUCAUUGUGAAACUA
Pecten maximus is the source of this 1487-nucleotide messenger RNA. Its product is annotated as TRPL translocation defect protein 14-like. Gene Ontology annotation, biological process: photoreceptor cell maintenance. The transcript is spliced from 12 exons. Lineage: Eukaryota; Metazoa; Mollusca; Bivalvia; Pectinida; Pectinidae. The record is from RefSeq and is a predicted model, not a curated record. The coding region runs from base 77 to 1279 and encodes 400 amino acids. Gene Ontology annotation, molecular function: GTP binding; phosphatidic acid binding; phosphatidylinositol binding.